Molecule: messenger RNA, 1626 nt
Organism: Vicia villosa (hairy vetch)
Lineage: Eukaryota; Viridiplantae; Streptophyta; Magnoliopsida; Fabales; Fabaceae
Exons: 2
Coding region: 1-1626 (541 amino acids)
Molecular function (GO): zinc ion binding
Source: RefSeq, a predicted model, not a curated record
AUGUUACACUCUGUGGAUUUUAAAGUGGACCGAACAAAUGCAGAACGGUACAAAAUCAAAUGUACCAAUACCGAGUGUUUGUUCAAGCUCACUGCUUCAUACAGGUUGAGAAGUGAUUCAUGGGUGAUAGGCAAAAUUUCCCAACCUCACACUUGCAUCAACUCUUCUCGCUCGCAAGAUCAUCGUAAGUUAAGUUACGAUCUGAUAUGUCAAGAAAUCUUGCCUCUCAUCAACAAUGAUCCAUCGUUGAAGGUGAGAACAAUAAUUUCUCACAUCACUAAAGUAUACAACUAUACGCCCUCGUACAGGAAAGCAUGGUUAGCAAAAACCAAGGCGAUUGAACAAGUAUAUGGUAAUUGGGAGGAAUCAUACAAAGAGUUACCCCGCUACUUAAAUGCACUCUGCACUUAUGCUCCUGGUACUAUUUAUGAGAUGGAAACAUUGCCCGCGUAUGUCCCAAAUGGUACUCUUGUCAGCGGAAAUGGAAUAUUUCGUCGUCUAUUCUGGGCCUUCCAACCUUGCAUCAGAGGGUUUUCAUUCUGCAAACCUAUUAUUCAAAUAGAUGGAACGUGGUUGUACGGAAAAUACAAAGGCACCCUACUGAUGGCAGUCGCACAAGACGGAAACAGCAACGUCUUCCCAAUUGCAUUCGCUCUAGUCGAGGGAGAGACCGGUGGAGUGCAUAACCUGGCUAAUGGUUGGCAUGACCCCCCUUCUACGCAUGUCUUCUGCAUUAGACAUAUUGUACAAAAUUUCACGCGAGAAAUUAAAGACAGGUCCCUUCGAAAAUUGGUUAUGAACGCAGGGUAUGCAUUAACUCAACCAUCUUUCAAACAUUAUCAUAGAGAGAUCAGACUGUCAAAUCCAGAUGCAGGUACUUGGAUUGAUAAUAUUCCAGUGGAGAAGUGGACAAGGUCAUACGACAAUGGACAUCGAUGGGGACACAUGACAACAAAUCUUGUUGAAUUAAUGAACGGUGUCUUCAAAGGCAUACGACACCUCCCUGUAACCGCUUUGGUAAAAUCAACAUAUUUUAGGAUGGCUUCAUUGUUUGCACAAAGGGGUGAAAGGUGGGACGCUGUGUUACGAGCUGGACAAUUUUGGAGUGAAUGUUGCACAAGAUUUAUCAAGGCAGAAGGUGCGAAGGCCAACACACAUACGGUUACAAGGUUUGACCGACAUAACCAUAAUUUCAUGGUCAGAGAGACAAUCGACCACGUCGAAGGGCUACCAAGACAAGAGUAUAGGGUUCUACUAGAAGAACGUUGGUGCGAUUGCGGCAAGUUUCAGGAAUUUCGUAUGCCUUGCUCCCAUGUCAUUGAAGCAUGUGCCUAUUCUCACUUAGAUGCAUUAGCACUCCUGUCUCCCAUUUACAAGUCUGAGACCUUGCUCCACGUAUACAACAAUGGCUUUGCAGUGGUAGCAAAAGAGGAUUAUUGGCCUGCGUACGAGGGGGAAAUUGUUUGGCACAACGACCAAAUGCGGAGAAAUAAAAAGGGUCGUCCCAAAAGCAAGCGUAUCACGACUGAAAUGGACGAGCUCGAUAAGCUAGAAAGAAAGUGUGGUUUAUGUCGCCAAGUCGGACACAAUAAAAAAAAUUGUCGUAAUCGUGCAAGUGGUUCUUAG